AGCUCCGAGUCCAAAACCCCCCGGCCUGCCUCCCCGUCGUCUCAGGAGGGCACCGAGGAAGCCCCAACCUCGUCCACCGCCACCCCUGCCCUCACCACUGGAGUCACAGAGGACAUCGCCAACGGCUACAGGACGUGCCUGCGCUACUUUUUGCCGCCGCAGUGGAUCAUGGACAAGGACGCGAUCACGGCUAUGUCCUUGCAAGAGUUGUCGGACUUCCCUCUAGACGACUUCUUCGACCAUUACGAGAGGGGUCUACGCAGGCUGGUCAGUAACUUCCAGACUGAGGCGUCCCUGCGCAAACAAGAGUGUGAGGAGGCCAAGGCCAAGCUGGUCUCCGUGAGGAAACUCAUCGCAAAACUACUCAAGUCUACAAACGAGGACUUUGACAUUGACCCUGAGGAGUCCGGCGACCAGGUGGACGAACUUCUGGCGGCCUGCGUGAGACAAGCCACGGCCCCGCCCUCCUGAGACUCGUUGCUGCCCCCUCCGCGCCCACCCCCCACCCCCCACCCCCUACGAUAACCUCCAUACGUCUUAUUAUGUUUUUACACUCAAGCAUUCACGCGCACGCUACGAACACACACACACACACACACACACACACACACUCUCUCUGUCUCUGUCUCUC
This is a messenger RNA of Aplysia californica (California sea hare), 631 nucleotides long. Its product is annotated as ATPase MORC2A. NCBI's taxonomy places the organism in Eukaryota, Metazoa, Mollusca, Gastropoda, Aplysiida, Aplysiidae. The record is from RefSeq and is a predicted model, not a curated record.